Molecule: messenger RNA, 749 nt
Organism: Theobroma cacao (cacao)
Lineage: Eukaryota; Viridiplantae; Streptophyta; Magnoliopsida; Malvales; Malvaceae
Product: SAUR-like auxin-responsive protein family
Biological process (GO): response to auxin
Source: RefSeq, a predicted model, not a curated record
CACAUGACUUUGUUCAACACAAAAUUCUCUCUUCCCACGCUUUCCCCCCCUAUAAAUACCUCUACAUACCUUAAUCCUUCCCCCCCACCUUCAUACCAAUUCUCUCCGUUUUAGCCUCCUUGUUCCUUCCCCCACCACCAAGUAAUCUUAAUUCUAACAAGAUGGCUAUCAAGAAAUCAAACAAACUACCACAAACAGCAGCUAUCAAACAGAUUCUGAAAAGGUGCUCAAGUUUUGGCAAGAAACAGGGUUAUGAUGAAAGCAGCCUUCCUGAUGAUGUACCCAAAGGCCAUUUUGUUGUGUACGUUGGAGAGAACAGAAGCAGAUACAUAAUCCCAAUAUCAUGGUUGGCUCACCCUGAGUUUCAGAGCUUGCUUCAAAGAGCUGAAGAGGAGUUUGGCUUUAACCACGACAUGGGCCUUACGAUUCCUUGUGAAGAAGUCGUUUUUCGCUCUCUAACAGCCAUGAUCAGAUGAAGAAACUUUAGUCGGGGGAUUGAAGAAAGAUGUAUGAAGUUGCUUUGCUUCCAUUCUGGGUCAUUUACCCUCAUUCUUAUGUAUGAUGAGUGGUUUUUCUGACCAUAACUUAUUGACAUUUUGGUCUUCUUAUAGUUAUUUACAAUCUGUACAUCCUGCAUGUACAUAAGUUGUAUUUGUCCCUCGAGUGGCACGUAUUCCACGUGCUCUUGAGAGUAUCCUUAGAAGUAAUGGAAAAGAUUUCAUGGGUAAAUCCAUGUUUAUUUACUUGAA